UUCAUUCUUAAUACCAUUUCUAGUGUGGAGAGAAGCAGGCGCCAGGGAUAAAGUGUGAGAAAAACAGAGAAGUUUUUUUUAAAACUUAAUACUAGUCAGAGCUGACUUUACCAGAGUUUGCAGUUGUAGAGGUUUCAAAUCUUCAUCUGCAUUGCUGGUGAUUAGUGAUUUUUGAUUUUGAAUCCCUCCUGUUGCACUGUUUCACUUUUCUUAAUUAGCUUGCACACCAACAGGGAGCACAGAAGGGAAGAGCUGGCUACGAUUUUUGAAAAAGUCUUUUCGUCUGUUUCACGGACGUUAUUGGUCCUAUUUUUGUCUCAAGUUGGUGUCUUAACGUGAUUUUUAUAUCACCGGAAGCCAUGAGUUCCUUAGUAAUGAACACAGUAGGAGAUUGCAGCAGUGCAAGCUUUGACAUCAUCCAAAAACGGAUAGAGUCACUGAGCAGCAAGAUGGACAAGCUCAUCAACAUUCAAGAAAAGGUCCUCAACCGACUAGAUGGGAUGUCUCAGGACAUUGAUGGCAUUGAAAAGGAUAUGGAGGAAUUGAAGGUAGACAAGGAGGAGAUCCAUUUUCCACCCAGGAUGGUGAACCAGACCCAGGUCAUGGGGCGAGAGGUGAGGGAGAUAUGUCAGGAGAUGAGCACGGUAAUGUCGGUGGUGAACCAGCGGUCCGAGCAGCAGGCUCAGAAGCUCGAAGGGAUGGAAAAACUGGUCCUUAGCAUGCAGCAGAUGAUCAGCUUCAUUGGGGAGACGGUGAAGAGUUCCAGGGUUAUGGAGCUGAUGUUCAAAGGCCCUGCAGCUCGGAAGGGCUCUAAGCUCAAAGACAAUAAAGGCAAGCAAGCCAUUAAGAGGAAAUCAUCUACAGACACAAUAAACAAGAAGCCUGACAAGAAUCCUUCCUCUAAUAAAGCCAGUAAAGGGAAUCAGGAGAUAAUUCCUGCAUGUGAGCCCCGUUCUCCACAGCCUCACAAGAUAAAGCUCCAUGGACCAAAGCAUUUCCUCACCUCUCGUAAAUGUGGAAACUUUUUGAAGGACCACAAAGGUAAAGAUGGUGCAGAUAAGCCCUGUUUGAGCCCUAAGGGUCUGAAAGCUCAAAAGAAGAUGAAGCCCCCAGACACAGCAGAAAAUAUCUCCCUGAAGAAGCAGGUGUUGCUUCUAGAAGAGGUGCAGAAACUCAACCAGGAGAAUGCAGAGAAGUCAGGUCACCAGCUCACCCCUGGAUAUUUGGAUCUGGAGGCUGGAGUGUCCCCUAAAGAUCGACAGCCAGAUGCCCCUGCUUGCUACUUGUACCUGCGUGAGGAUUCCCAAGUGGCUGCGGCUGAGAAACUUGAGGCUGUUGAGGCAGUUAGUGAGGAGGAGGUUGGGGAAAAGGUGCAUGAGGCAGAGGCAGCGGUUACAGAGGAGGAUCCUAAGCCUGAUGUGGAGGAUCAGGUGAAAGAGAACGAUGAAGAAAAGCUCUAUGUCCCAGAGGAAAAGAAGGAAGAGGUUGCUUCUCCAGCUGAAGAAGUAGCCAAAACCUCAGAGUUCCCAGCUGCACAUGACGCCGAAAAAGAACUGACUGCUCCAAGCAGCGAUGACAACAAAGAUGCCUCCCCAUCUCCAGAGGCCGAGCAGGACCAAAUAUCAGAGGUCAGCAGCACAAGUAUCAAGUCCUUUGUGACUGAGGAACACUUUGUAGUGGAGGACCACACAAAGAGUCAGGUGGUGGUGGAGGAGCUGGAGGAGGAGGAGGAGGAGGAGGAGGAGAAGAAGAAGGAAGACAACAAGGGGGAUGACCAGAGGCUGAAGUCUGAGGACUGGGCCGUCUUCAGGGCAGAUGGAGUUGAAUUCCAGUUAAACCUAAAACAAAGGGUGAAGAGAGCAAGAAAGGAAAACGAUGCAGAAAAUUAUGCAGAAGAGGAGGAUGAUGAAGACGCAGAGCGGUACUUUAUUGACACCACUCCUCCUGCAGUGGCUCCUUUUAAUCACCGCAUCGUUUCUGCCAAGCCCAACCAGAUCAUCAACUUCUACACCAUCAACUGGCAGGAGGUCCUGGGCGGGGGUCGUUUUGGCCAGGUACACAAAUGUGUUGAAAACUCUUCCGGUCUCACUUUGGCAGCGAAGGUCAUCAAAGCCAGGAGUCUGAAAGAAAAGGAGGUGGUGAAGAAUGAGAUCCAGGUCAUGAAUAAUCUGGACCAUGCCAACCUGAUCCAGCUCUAUGCAGCUUAUGAGUCAAGGAAUGACAUCAUCCUUGUACUUGAAUAUGUUGGUGGAGGGGAGCUGUUUGACAGGAUCAUUGAUGAAAACUACACUUUAAUGGAGCUGGACGCUGUGGUGUUCAUCAGGCAGAUCUGCGACGGCCUGCAGCACAUGCACAAAAUGUACAUCCUACACCUGGACUUAAAGCCAGAAAACAUUCUAUGUGUGAGCAGAGUCACAAAUAAGAUCAAAAUCAUCGACUUUGGUCUUGCUAGGAUAUAUAAACCACGGGAGAAACUGCGAGUGAAUUUUGGCACUCCAGAAUUUCUUGCUCCUGAGGUCAUCAACUAUGACUUUGUGUCGUUCAACACAGACAUGUGGAGUCUCGGCGUCAUCACCUACAUGCUUCUGAGUGGUCUCUGUCCCUUCCUUGGUGACGAUGAUAACGAGACUCUGAAUAACAUCUUGGCCUGUAAGUGGAACUUUGAGGAACAAGAGUUUGUAGAUACGUCUGAAGAAGCCAAAGACUUCAUCUCCAGACUCCUCAUUGUGAAUAAAAGUUGGAGGAUGGGGGCAUCUGAGGCCUUAAGACAUCCGUGGCUAUCUGACCCAGUCCUUCAUCAUCGCCUUUAUACAAAGAAAACUAUGUGCAGAUCACGGCGAUCAUCAUGUGUGCCCACGACUGAUAGUUGAGGGCUACCAUGAUGUGAUGGCUCCAGCUGUGGCCACUUGGACCAAUCCUCUUGUCCAUCUAAAUUACCUAAUUUUCAGUCCACACACCUGUGGCAUGGGCUGAAAUUCUGGCUACCCCACAAACCUUUUCUUGACAUGUGAUCCACUGUGUUGUGUUAAUGUAAGCAAUAUAUACAAAAAACAAUAUACAGACAAAAAUAGUUUUGUUUAAUUGGAAUUUAAUAGUAGAUAGUCCCACCAUGCAUUAGACUGUACUUUCAUGAAAAUGUCUUUUCCUUGAAUACAAUUCAUAACUGUAAUGCAAGUGAAACAAAGGGUGAAUAAAAUAACAAGAACAUCUCAUAACAUUAAUCAAUCCAGUAAAUGUAAUAAAUGCUAAAUGCUUUGUGAAGCUGACCAUGUUCAGUAAUUGUUGAGAGUCUAGAUUGUUUGUAGUAGUGUAUUGGAUUGCAUUACUUUGUAAGGCGUUUGUUAUUUUUUCAUCCCCUUGUAUAUAUGGCAUUUCAAAACGAUGCUAAUGUCAUAAUCUGACCUAGCUUCAUUAGACAUGGAUUAUCAUAUAAGAGCUUGAUUGUGUGUGGCGCUUUUGCCUUGAAAGCAUGUGCACAUUGCACAUCUAAUCCACUUUGAAAUAUCCCCUCAAGUGAGCCACCCUCAUUUAUCUCUAACCAAAUACACUGUGCUGUUAUUGAUUGCUGCUGUUUUCAUUGUCUGUUGAUAGAUAACAACUUUACAUGUUUAGAAACAUACCUUGACUGCUUCUGUAUGAAAGCAUGAUUUGUAUUAUGUGACUGUAAUAAUCUGUGUUGCAUUUCUCUGUGCUCAGUUACAAAUAUUAUCCAAUAUCCUUUUUUGGGCUGUAAAUAAAUGCCGAACUGUAGAUUAAAAUUCAGGCUUUCUUAUAUCUUAGGGAACAGACUCCAUAAAAUUGCUGGAUGUGUUUUGUAUGUAUGGACAGAAUGGAAUUUGUGUGGUCUGUGUCAUGAGCUGUAUGUGCACUUUAUAGUGUUAAUUAUUCAAACAUAGAUUAUACGUGAAGCUACCAUAGUUCCAGUUAAAAGGCUUGUGUGGCCAGAUCUACCCAUAUUUCCUACAUCUUUUUCAUCCUGCUUUGUCCAGGUUUUUAGGUUUUUAUAAAGAAAAUACUUUUCUACUUUAUAACAAACGGUUCACCGACACAGUUUAUGUCUUAUCAGCUAAGUGUAUUAUUUUAAUUUUUUGUUGCAUGCCUUUAUGUGUUUUAUCAGCCAUUAAAUGCUUAAACUUGAUACACAGAAAAAUCAUUUUUUAAAACUUUUUUCUUUUUUUAAUUGUACUGUAUGCUUGAGCUGUCAUACCACUCUAGUGCCACUUUAGCUGCAUAUUCAUGCUACUGUAGAUGCUUUUUCCACAAAACAGUGUUAUCUUUGAAAUGCCUUCUGUGAAGGUCCAUUAACUGAAAGUAAUACACAACCUACCUAAUGUUGCCUAAGUAGAUCAAAUGUUGCUAGAACUACAUUUAUGUGGUUUUAAUUUAACAUCACAAUGAAUGUUACAUUAAUUGUUGUUGAACACAGAGUGCUAGUAAAAGAAGUUGUCCUCACCGAGUGUUAACAAUUUCAAAUUCAGCAUGUAUUUGUGAAGUGUGUACACAUCCAUUAAAUUGAAGUUGUGUCUUAAA
This is a messenger RNA of Siniperca chuatsi (mandarin fish), 4530 nucleotides long. RefSeq names its product myosin light chain kinase family, member 4a (gene mylk4a). Gene Ontology annotation, cellular component: nucleus; cytoplasm. Gene Ontology annotation, molecular function: protein serine/threonine kinase activity; ATP binding. The transcript is spliced from 15 exons. Gene Ontology annotation, biological process: protein phosphorylation; positive regulation of apoptotic process; intracellular signal transduction. Bases 360 to 2870 code for a protein of 836 amino acids. The record is from RefSeq and is a predicted model, not a curated record. NCBI's taxonomy places the organism in Eukaryota, Metazoa, Chordata, Actinopteri, Centrarchiformes, Sinipercidae.